UUUUAACCCUGACCCUUCAACUCGAAAUGGACGGUGGAGAUAUUGCCUCGUAAGCAACCCCAUUGUAGUACUUUCGUGCUGUCGGACUACAAAAAUUUUGCCGCUCAGCGAUCGAUUUAUCCGCAGAAACCGGAAACAUAAUCACUCAGCCCUAAGCAAAAAGAUUUAGCUCACGACCGUCGCCGGCUGCCCUCUGCUUGCCGUCGCCGGUUUCUCUUUCGUUUCUGCUGCUUGGACAAAGUGACGCCCUUCCUCUUCUCAUUCAAUCAAUCGCAGUUAUUAUGUUUCAAUUCAUCCGCACCGAGCCCACCCACAUGGAUUUCUGGUUAGCAUUCUCCUUUUUAACAAUGGAGAAUUUGAAGUUUCUACGACCUUGAACCCCCUCUAUUGCUCUUUAUACUCAUACAAACAGAACUUCCCAGAAUGGUCGAACACUUUUUUUGCGUGGCUUUUAUGGUGGUAGAAUUUGAUAUUCGCAGAGGACAGGGAAGUAUGCCGAUGGUUUCGGGAGUUGCUUCAAAAUGUUCUCUCGGUUGGAUAUUCCGAGCUUUCUGAAUUGGGUUCUUAAUGUAAAGUUCAAGGGAUGUGAUGGAAAAGACUUUCCAUAACAUGGAUACUGGAAUUAAUUGGACACCUGAGAUUGGUAUGGAAUUUAAUACAUUAGAAGAGGCAUGGAAGCAUUGGGUAAACUAUGGAAAGCAAAUGGGUUUUGGUGUUAGGAAGCAUUUUGCAAAUAAAAGUAAGUUAGACGGAGAAAUAACGUCCAGAGGAUUUGUAUGCUCCAAAGAGGGUGUCCGUCAAAUAGACAAACGGAAUGUUCGGACGCAUCGGGAGGAAACAAGGACAAAUUGUCCUGUACGGUUGUGCAUUAAUUUAGAUCGUGAGACCGGAAAGUAUGGAGUGUAUGAUUUUGUCUGUGAACAUAACCAUAUUCUUCAUCUUCCAGAAACUACUUAUAGGAUGCAAUCGGAACAAAAACUGUCAAGUGUCCAAGCUUUUCCGAGAAAUUUAGCAUAUGCUUCUAGAAUCAGGCCUAAGGAAACACAUAAGUCUAUGUUGGGUGAUACUUCUCAAAACAUGGAUACUAGAAUUGAUUGGAUACCGAAAAUGGGUAUGGAGUUUAAUAAAUUGGAAGAGGCAUGGAAACAUUGGGAAAAAUAUGGAAAGCAAAUGGGUUUCAAUGUUAGGAAGCAUUUUGCCAAUAAAAGUAAGAUAGAUGGAGAAAUAACGUCAAGAGGAUUUGUAUGUUCUAAAGAGGGUGUUCGCCAAACAGAUAAACGGAACUAUCAGACCCAUCGAGAGGAAACAAGGACCAACUGUCCUGUACGGUUGUCUGUUAAUUUAGAUCGAGAAACCAGAAAGUACAAAGUGUAUGAUUUUGUCCUUGAACAUAAUCAUAUUCUUCGCCCUCCAGAAAAUAUGAUGCAAUUGGAUCAAAAUAUGUCUGGUGUCCAAGAUUUUACAAUUGAUUUAACACAUAUGAUGCAAUUGGAUCAAAAUAUGUCUGGUGUCCAAGAUUUUACAAUUGAUUUAACACAUACUUCUGGAAUCAAGCCUAAGGCAGCACCUGAGUUGAUGUGUAGAGAGGCUGAUGGGAAGGCCAAUCUUGGAUACAUUGACCUCAAUCACAGAAUUGUGAACUUGGGCAUGGGAGUGGACUCAGUUGGAAGUUCUGAUGAGGGGGACUUGGUUGCACACGGAAAGGGUCCAGCUGUAGAACCAUAUGUUGGGAUGGAGUUCGAGUCAGAAGAGGCUGCCAAGGAGUUUUAUGAUGACUAUGCGAGAUGCAUUGGGUUCAUUAUGCGGGUUGAUGAGUGCUGUCGUUCAGGGGUUGACAAAAGAAUUAUUUCCCGUCGAUUCUCUUGUAAUAAGCAUGGAUUUUAUGUAAAAGCUAGAGAUGAAUUGAGGCGGAUUCAGAAACCACAGCCUAGCAUGGGAGAAGGUUGCAAGGCAACGAUGUUAGUGGAAGUUGAUAAAUCUGGAAAAUGGAUUGUUACGAGUAUUGUAAAGGAUCAUGGUCAUCCUUUGGUUGUUUCUGGUCAUCUUUCACGGGGUUCUCUGGAUUCAAGAGAAAGGAGGAUUCAAGAACUCACCAUGGAGCUGCAUCAUCAAGAUCGACUAUGUGAACUAUAUAGGGAGCUGCUACUUUCAUUUUUGGAAAAUGUCGAGGAGCAAACAGAACUUUUGUCAAGAAAAGUAGAGGUUGUAGUCAAUGACGUAAGAGAACUUGAGACCGAAGUCCAAAAGCUUUCACAAAGUGAAUAACCUGGAAGGAGUGAGUAUGUAUGCUGUAUCUCUUCGUGAAUGUAUGCUUGGCUGGAUAAACUCUACAAGUGCUUAAUUCAAAUGUCUGAUGUGCUUCAUCGAAUAGUCUUGAUUUGUUCGUCUGCCCAAUAAACAGUCUUUAAAAUUCGAAAAAGCCUCGUGUCAAGUCAAUGUACAGGAAUGCUUCAGGAGCAGGCUUCAUCUUGUAGUUCUUGUGAAAUAAUGUUAUUUAAGAUACAGUACCUGUAUACAUAGAUGGUUGAGAUAGAUGGUAAAUAGGUUUUAUUAAAACGAGAAAGUACCAACAUUUUCAUUUUACUAUAA
This is a messenger RNA of Carya illinoinensis, 2589 nucleotides long. RefSeq names its product protein FAR1-RELATED SEQUENCE 7-like. The transcript is spliced from 4 exons. Lineage: Eukaryota; Viridiplantae; Streptophyta; Magnoliopsida; Fagales; Juglandaceae. The record is from RefSeq and is a predicted model, not a curated record. The coding region runs from base 589 to 2265 and encodes 558 amino acids.